AUGGAGGCAAAAAUGAGAAAAAAAAUACAGUAAAAGUACAAAAGUACUAAAAUUUCAGUCUUAAGUCUUUUUCAUCAACAUUUUAUGAUUGAUUAAAAAACAUGCUGUUUUUUAGGAAACAAUACAUUCAGAAAACUUUCAAAACGUUUUAAAUGUUUUAUUUUAUCAGAUAAUUUAUUUGUUAUAACAGUAAUAUUUUCUUUUCUCUUAUUUUGUAUCACUUAAACUUUUUGAAUUCAUUGGUUUUUUUAGCCACUUUGCAAAUUAACAUGAUUAGAUUUUUGCAAAAAAAGAAGAUUUUAAGGAGCAAUAUUAAAAAAGUUGAGCAACUUGUCAGGGUCUGAAUUAUUUUCUUUUCAUCUUAGAGUAACACUUCAAAGUCCAAAUUUCAAAAAAUUCUGAAAAGGGCUUUUUGUAGAUAUUUUCUUUAAAAAUGUGUCAAUGAUAAUUUAGAAGAACGUAAUGAUUUUAGUUACCAAAUGCAUAUAAUCUGUAUCUGUGAAAAGUCUAUGUACUAAUUGUACUAGUUAAAUUCUUUUUUUAAUGAAAUCUGCAUAAUACAGUGUAACCCCUCUAAUCAGAACAGCCUGUGGCCCAGAGUAAAAAUUCGGUUUGGAGGGGUUUGUCGAUGGAAAGUGUGCUAAGUUACAUUAGUUAAUAGUUAUGAAAUUACCAAGCAACAUAAUUCAUUUUAAAUCUUGUUUAGUUACUGUAUAAAACAACACCAUUAAAGAUCUAAUGGACGUGUCUUACCAAAAUUUAGUAUAUUCUGUUAGUCAUGAUAACAGAUAAGUACAGAAAUUCUGCCUUUAAAAUUGUUCGGUUGACACUGGUAGUUUUGUGUUGAUAAAUAGAUGUUCAGUCUGGAAAAAUUGUUCAGUUUCCAGAAAAUUUACAGGGGUAUUUUUCUAAUGAAAUGAGAAAACCAAAUUUUGGGACAGCAAAAAUUUGUUCAGCUUGGAGCAGUUUCCUGUAUUCAGGGGUUCCAGUUUAAAGGGGUUCCACUGUAUAGAAGUGUGGUGACCUGAAAGAUAGGUUGUAUCAGUUAUUCAAGUAGGACAUACAUUAAAUACUUAGAAUAUAAUUUUUCUGAAGGUAACAUUGGGUUACUUAAAAUCAAGAAAGAAUUGCAGCUUUGUUGUCUGCAAAGUUUGACAUAAAUACAGAAUGAUUAACACUUCAAAAUUAUAUAUAUGUUUUCUUUGUUGUGUUUUUAAAUAAAUUUUGCACAGUGAAUGUAAGUGUUCAAACGCUAUUUUGAGAAAGGUUAUAACUGUAUGGUAUUUUUUCUAUUUGCAUAUAUUUUCAGCAGAGGCUUCAACAGCUGAUCGUCCAGAAGGUGGACAGUUCCUGGCCUUAUUUAGACAAAUCUUUCUGUCAAUUUUCAAUAUAGAUUUUCAAGUAAAGAGUCCUUAAUGGUGUUAAUUAUGUCUCCCACCACACAGUGGUGUGGGACACAUAUUAAUUUACUCCUGUCAGGCAGUCUGUCUGUCACAAAGUUUGUCCGCACUCUAAGUCGAACAUUUCUCAUCCGAUCUUCACCAAACUUGAACAAAAUCUGUUUGCCAAUAAGUCCUUGGCUGUGUUUGAUAAGUAACCAAAUCGGCCCAGGCACUUUGGAAUUAUUGCCCUUAAAACUUGUUUUUUUUUUUUUUUUUGAUAAUCAAAGCACUCAAAGUCUGAUAAGGCAGUUGAGGUCUUGGUACAUGGUUGACUCAUAUACUAUUAUUCAGAUGAUUAGGCAGUUGUGGGAGACAUGCGCUUUUCUCAAAAGCAGCUCUAGUUAGACUUAAGGUUACAGAAAACUUAUUUCUUUUCAAAAACAAAAGACUUCCAUCAUAUUAAAUAGGAUACAAAACUAAAAAGGUUUUGUUUUGUGUCAGGGGAUUUUAGUGACAUUAGUCCGGCUUUUGCUUAAAAAACGUCUAUAGCUUCUUUUUUUGUUUUCUUUUAAAGUGAAGUAAAAUGAGACUAUACUAAGACACAAAGAAUCUGUUUUUCUAUUGUGUAUUUUCAGCUGUUGAUCACGUCACUUCUCCCAAAUGACUUCUAAAGAUGGUUUGCUCUGAGUUGAAAAUACAUCGAACAUUGGUUCAAAUGCCCUGGACAUCUUCUUACACUUGCUGCCAUACUCUUAUGAUUGUUCAAAAGGGUUUUUGUUUUAAUUUUGUAACAUAACGUUUCAUAGUGAAAAUAAUAGUAUAGUGUAAAUAUAGUCUUUAUAUUUGUUAACCUUUUUUUAUAUUUGAUUGAUAACUGAUUAAAAAAGAUCAAGAAAAAGUAAGCCUCCAGUUUAGCUCAAUAGGGAGAGCUUGGAUCACAGGGUUCUGUGUUCAUUCUCCACGUUAGGCGCAUGUUCUCUGUGAGGAUUUAGUAAAAGAUGUGUUUAAAGUCAUUUAUCUUCCACCUCUGAUUUAUGUGGAGAAGUUGGCAGUUACUUGCAGAGAAUAGGUUAGUAAUGGUACACAGUCUUGGAAUACUGGAUAGGUUAACUGCCUACCAUUUACAUAACUGAAAUAAUGUUGAAAAAUUGAGCUAAAUCCAAAACAAAUUAACAGUAAGAAGAGAUGCAUAUUGAUUGAAUACCAUACUAUCUAGUUACAUUAUUAGGUAACACAGCCAGUAUUUGCGGACUCUGACACCUUUAAAUAGAAGUAAGAAUCCUUUUUUGUAUGAUUGGCUGUAUACAGUGUAAUACAUCUUAGACUCUUAGGGAGUGGACACUUGUAUCCAGACCAACAUUUUUUUUUGUCUCUGUAUAUAAACUGUAGUAUAAUAUAGAUAUUUUACUUUAUUGCAAUCAUACUAAAAUGGGGAGAUUUUCUGUUUUGUAUCUUUCAGUAUUGUAGCUGCCACACAGAUCUGACAUUCAAGAUGAUUAAAAUAUCCACAUGCUUCAAGGAAAGCACAUUUUGAAAAUUAGAUUUUUGUGUUGAUUUACUCUGUUUAAAACUUAUUCAGUUCAAUUUUAAAUUAAGAUGCCAUAUUUGUCCUUACACUAUAUAUAUAUGUCAAUUUCUGCACCAACUGGCUAGUUUAGACUAACUGAAAAGUACACAGUUCAAGUUCCUCCAUGAUUUUGGAUUGUGUGAAAACAGAAUUUCUUUAUCAAAUUGUAUUUUAUUAUAAUAAUCAGCAUACAAAAGUUAAACAUUUUAAUAAUGUUGUUUGAAAAUUUUCAAAAUGAAAUUUUGUUUACAGUAAAUUAUGACAAUUUUUCUUCAUAUUUGUAUAGAAAAUUUUUCUACACUUUAAUGAUUCAGCUUCAAAAUUUGAUUAGAAUAAAUGUCGUCCAAAAAGGGAAGUUCUGGUGAUUCUUUCGCUUAGUUUUGGCCACCUAGCUUUUAUCAAGAAUGGAACAUUUUUCACUGUUAUGUCAUAUCCACUUAUGUAGAUUGUUACAGGAUAUCAAGCAUAUACAUGUAUCUUGUAACUGUUUACAUAAAAAUGGAUGUAAACUACCAGUAAUGUGAAAUGUAAACCCAUUCUUGAUGAUGGACAGGUGGCCAAAACUUCAGAGCAAAGAGUUAUUUAGAUCAGAUUUUUAUAGUAACAAUUGAUUAUUCAUCUGGAAUUGUAACAAGAUUAAUGUAGUCAAUACCAAUUUGAAUAGCAGUUGGAUUUGGACCAAAUUCAAAUACACUAACCAUAUUCGUGAGGGCAAAUAUGGUGUGUAAUAUAAAAGAAAUAAUGACAACUUCAAUAGUACUUUAAUGAAAGCUAACAUUGCAGAAUGACUUAAAAUCAAAAUUAAACAUGUCAAAAUUGAUAUGUAUUUGGUAGUCAUUUGGGAACAGAAAUUAUGGAAAGCCUUUUUCUGUUUUCUGUAUUUUCAGCAAAUUAUACCGCUUGGAAUGAAAGUCGAUGUUUACUUGAAAAUCAGUGGAUAAAAGAACAUACAUACUGAAAAGGGGCACUGAAUCAACACAGCAAUAAAUGGGCUUACCCGCAUGAAAAGAUGCGAAAAAUACGCGGUCGUCCUGACAGCGAUAUCACCUUGUUGACACCAGACAGACAAGCGAUGAAAUCCCACAGUCAGACAUGUCAGGACCUGUCCUGGAGGGUCCAGGAGCCAAGAGGGAGUUGAAACCCUUUACAUUGCCAAAAUUGACGUCCUCCCAACAAGAUGCUCUCCAGUCAGCCAAGAAAUAUGCCAUGGAAGCUAGUAUUAAAAGUGUACUUGUAAAACAAACUAUAGCCCACCAACAUCAGCAAAUGCAGAAUUUCCAGAACACAGUACAGAGACAGCAGGCAUUGGCUCUGAUGUGCAGGAUAUAUGUCGGGAGUAUAAAUUUUGAAAUUAAAGAAGAUACCAUCAAACAGGCUUUCCUGCCAUUUGGCCCCAUAAAGAGUGUAAACCUGUCGUGGGAUCCUAUCACCAACAAACACAAAGGAUUUGCAUUCAUAGAGUAUGAUAUCCCAGAGGCAGCACAGUUAUCAUUGGAACAGAUGAAUGGUGUAAUGAUUGGAGGGAGAAAUAUAAAGGUUGGUCGACCAAGUAACAUGCCCCAGGCACAGCCAAUUAUUGAACAGAUAGCUUCAGAAGCUAAAAACUACAAUAGAAUAUACAUAGCAUCUAUACAUCCUGAUCUUACAGAGAAAGAUAUUUCAAGUGUAUUUGAAGCCUUUGGGAAGAUAGUAAAUUGUAUGUUAAUAAAAGAUCCAACUUCAAAAGGCGGACAAAGACACAAAGGUUAUGGUUUCAUAGAGUACACAAAUUCUCAGUCAGCCACGGAUGCUGUAGCGUCUAUGAACCUGUUUGAUCUUGGUGGACAGUACCUGAGAGUAGGAAGAGCAAUAACACCACCAGAUGUACUAAUGCAGCCGCAGACACCUGGACUGGGUGCCAUGCCAACAGCAGCAGCAGUAGCAGCAGCAGCAGUCACAGCUAAAAUUACAGCAAUGGAUGCUCAACAACAACUCAUGCCACCUGGAGUAGUUAACCCAGCACAGUUAGGUGUAACUGGUAGCCCUAAACUAGGCAUGCAAGCAGAUAUCAACAUGAUUGGAGGACCGGGAGUAGUAAUACCACAGUCACUCGGGAUGUCAGCCCCUGUGGCAAAUAUUCCCCCACCCGGUGUAGUUACUGCUGGAUUGGCCGGAACUAAGCCACUGCCAAAAGUAUCAACUAUGAUGCCCCCAACUAAAUCAUCAUCAGGUAACAGUCUUCAAGCAGCCAUCUCUUCAAUGGUCGACUCCGACAUGUCAUCAGAGAAACGACGAGAGAAAGAAAAAGAGAAAGAACGAGAGAAGAAGGAAGCCGAGAAGAAAAUGGCGGAGGAAGAAGUUAAUCAAACGUUAGAACAGCAAGAGACAAUGAAGAUCAGUGGAAGCAAUGCUAGACACAUGGUGAUGCAGAAAUUAAUGAGACAAUCUCAGAGUCGAGUUAUGGUAUUAAAGAACAUGGUAGGACCGGAGGAUUUAGAUGACGAGUUACAAGCGGAGGUUUCCGACGAAUGUGGCAAGUACGGGCAGGUGAACCGUGUAAUCAUAUAUCAGGAAAAACAAGGAGAGGAGGAGGAUGCUGAGAUUAUUGUUAAAAUAUUUGUGGAGUUUACUGAUUCUUCUGAAGUGGAAAAAGGUUGCCAAUCAUUGAAUGGUAGAUAUUUCGGUGGACGUGUUGUGCAGGCUGAGAAAUACGAUCAGGACUUGUUUGCUGCCAAUGAUCUCUCUGGUUGAACAAUUUCUCUCAUGUGCAGUCAUGAACUCGUAUCAUAAAGAGAUUUAUCUUUGUUUGCUGCAAAGGCUGUCACAUCUGUAAUAAGGCUGUGAAAUAAAGGCAUCUCACAUUUUGAUCUAUGACUUACUGUGGCCCAUGGGAUUACAAUGAAGUUGGUCUUAUUUUUGAAAUUGUGAAGUAUAUAAAUCAUAGCGAAUGAUUGUAUGGAAAUGGUGAUUGCUGAUAAGUUUGAAAAAGGAUUUUGUUAACAGAAUCUUUAGUAAUGACAUACCUGUUGAUCUCGAUUUAGAAACAAUCUGUAAAUGUGUAAUAAAUGUGCUGUAGCAUGAAGAAGCAGAGUUUUAGAUUUUUAUACAUGUAUAUACGAGUUACAUAGUGGAACACUCUGCAUAGUUUAUAAGAUGUGUGAAAUGAAAUGCUUUUACACAAAAAGAAAAACUGAUGUAGUUGACAGCGACUGGUUUUUAGUUUUGAGAAAAUAGAUAUGCCAGACAUGUUAUUUGAAUACUUAAAAGCUAUACCAGAUGAAAGCUAAAUGAAAAUCGUAUCAUUGGGUAUAACUUACUUUAUGUAACCAUAACAAACUCAUUAAUGAAUGGUGAAAGGAUUCAGUUUUAGAUCAAAGUUAUAUAGGCCUAUAUGGUUUUCUAUCUUCUUGCAUGUAGUAAUGUGCUAUGAUUAAGAAAUAAUUUAUAGCAAAAGAAUGUUUUAACACUUAUUUAUGCGGUUAUACGUAGGGCGUAAUUAUUUCACGAGGGCUGUGCCCUCGUGAAAUUAUUUGUACAACGUAUUACCAGCCAAGUGUAUAAAUAGUGUUAAAAUAUGGGUUUGGUAUAAAUUAUUUCGAUUCUGAUAUGCCCUUAAUCUAAAGCAGUAGAUAUAAUAUAGACUUAGUAGCGCUCUUUCUUGGUCGCAACAAAAACAUCGAUGUCAUCGCACGUUAACGUGAUGUCGUUCUAGCGUAAGAGUAUUUUAACACAAAAAAGCAUAUUAGAAUGUAAUUUUCAUCACACUUCUAGGUUUAAGCAUUCAAAAAGAUUUAAAUCAUUACUGUAAAGUUACUUUGAUUUAUAGAGCCAGUAUCAGUGACACACAUUUAACUACGGAUAUACUUGAAACUGAUAAAAAAAAAAGUCCUGCAUUUCUGAAUGGAAAAUGUAAAUGGAGGUUGAAACGGUUGUAAAUAUUUCCAGUAUUGUGCUUAGGUAGAUUCCAUUUCUCACUGUAGAUACCAUUGCAGUUUAAUGUUGUGGGUUUGUGAAUAGAUUGUAUCAGGAUUGUUAACAGUGCUUCAUAUAGCAAUAUUGACAGCUGGUUGGUUGUCUAACAGAUUGCUUAUACCGACUGUAGAUGUUUCAGAAAAUACUGAGCGUUUUCAAGCUUAUGUUAAAACUUGCAUUCAUUAGCCUAGAAUCCAUGACUGAAGUUAUAUAGCUUGUGUAAAUGAACAGUUUGUUUCUUUUUAUACUUGUGCAUCUCUUUGAAGAAGAGGAGAACCUCUUGUUUUGCAUAAAUUGUUUGUCAUUACAUGUAUGAUCAUUAGCUGGAGAAAACUCCUGGGUCAUUGGCCCUUAAAAUGAGCAUUAUAAAUGUUUCGGUAAAUCAUGCCGAUUGUCGUUUUUGUAUCGCUCAUAGUUCACAACUGAGGCAGAAUAUUACAUACAAAGUAACUUUAAGGUUAUGUUAACCUUUGUUAGGUUGAUGUGUUUUACAAACAUCGCUUUUUGAAGGAGGUUUGACAGCUGUUUAUUCGGUGAUCCAGUCACUGUUUUUAACAUGCUGAAACUGGGCAUUGUAAAGCAGUGCAUGGAAAAAGGUGUUUUUAAUAUUUAAAGUGAUAACAUGUUAUGAUAUGUUUCUGGUAUUUGUUGUAAAGUGUUCAUGAUGAGUUAGUAAAAGGUCAUCAUUGUAUUAUUCCAUUGUUUUAUGAUUCAUUUUCAUCAUAAAAAUCUGUCAUAAUAAUUUAGUGAAUCACAGCAACAUUAUGUAUGUUGCUACAAUUAUUUUUUCUGCAAGACAGAAAAUGGGAAAAUAUCUGAAUCCUUUAGAAACCAAAACUAUGAAAUUUAGACUGCUUCAUUAAUGUGAUUUUUAACAUUUUCUGAUCGGUAUGUUGUUUAUAUUGUGCUGUCAGUGAUUAACUUCACAACAAUUGGCCAGAUGAUAAAAUCUUGAAUCAAUCAAACAAAUUCACAAACUUUCAGGAUACACAAAAUAAGCUGAAGAGACUGAUGUAUUGUCUGGUAAAUAGUAUUGAUUCUCCAGGACUGUAAGAUGUAUCAAGGGUUAAAAGGCUUCAUUGGGAAAAAUGAGGAAUAGUUUUUAUAUGAUUAAACAUUAAAGUCUUUGUACAGUGCUGACAACUUUGUUUCUGUCUGCUUAUUUUCUGCUUCAUGUAGUUAAAAUCAACAAGUUGUGUGUGAAAUAUAAGUACAUUUAAAUAUAGUUCAUCAUGUGUAUUUGAUGCACGUGUAUGCUUCAUUGCCAGCAAUUGUUUUAUAUUUACAUCAUUAUCAGUAUCAUCUUCAUUGUUAUUACUACCAUUCUCGGUAUAUUUCAUGUAAAAUGUGGUUAAAACAGAAAAAAAUAAAGAAAUAAAAAAAGA
Messenger RNA from Mercenaria mercenaria, 8285 nucleotides. RefSeq names its product poly(U)-binding-splicing factor PUF60-like. The coding region runs from base 4042 to 5679 and encodes 545 amino acids. NCBI's taxonomy places the organism in Eukaryota, Metazoa, Mollusca, Bivalvia, Venerida, Veneridae. The transcript is spliced from 13 exons. The record is from RefSeq and is a predicted model, not a curated record. Gene Ontology annotation, cellular component: precatalytic spliceosome; catalytic step 2 spliceosome. Gene Ontology annotation, molecular function: RNA binding. Gene Ontology annotation, biological process: regulation of alternative mRNA splicing, via spliceosome; mRNA splice site recognition; alternative mRNA splicing, via spliceosome.